Molecule: messenger RNA, 5788 nt
Organism: Ostrinia furnacalis (Asian corn borer)
Lineage: Eukaryota; Metazoa; Arthropoda; Insecta; Lepidoptera; Crambidae
Gene: G9a
Product: histone-lysine N-methyltransferase G9a
Exons: 20
Coding region: 287-5788 (1833 amino acids)
Biological process (GO): peptidyl-lysine dimethylation; negative regulation of transcription by RNA polymerase II
Cellular component (GO): chromatin; nucleus
Molecular function (GO): histone H3K9 methyltransferase activity; p53 binding; zinc ion binding
Source: RefSeq, a predicted model, not a curated record
UAAAAUUGUUGUGUUUGUGAUUUUUACUAAAAUUUUAAUUUUUCACAUAAAAAUAUAGGUUUUUCCAAAUAAACAUAAGUUAUCUCAAGAUAACUAAUGAUUUUGAUUCACUUUACAUGAUGACUUGAAAUCGUAUGUAAAUAAGUGUUCGUUAGUUUUGUUCUUUUUUAUCUUCUUUUCGAUUUGUCUAAUUUUAUUUUACACCAAUAUAUUUUCCUUGAAUGCUUGUAUAAACAAACAAGGAGCCAUUAAAGUGAAAGUAGCAGAAGUGGUAGACCUUGACAACAUGCACACGGAGGAAGACGACGUCCCAAUCACACCCAAGAAAAAACUCGACAAAGGUCAGUCAUCGAGCGACACCGCAGACAGCUCCGACAAGAGUGAUCCUAAAAAGACGGACGGUGAAGACCCGAAGCCUCGGAUAGUACUGACCUUUCGCUCAGACAAAAAAAAUUGCAACAUGAAGAUUGUUCCCAAUGAUGAGAAGCACGAGGAGUCCUCUCCAUCUCCACGCCGCUCGACGCGCUCCAGGCACAAGUGGGAGUGGUCCGAGGAUGCUGAAAUGUCAAUAUCUCCAAAAAAAGAAAAAAACUCCAGCCAGUCUGUCUCAGAGAAUGAUGAAGCCUCAGACAGCUCUCAUGCUACACCAAAGAGGUUGACAAGAGGUCGAAGCAAAGAAUCUUCGGACAAUGUUUUAGCUAAUGCCAUAGCCAGGAAGGAGAAGUCAUACAAUGAAGCUGCUCCUGGGCCAACCCAGCGGUUGUCACGUCGUAUAAAGCCAACUGCUAAGAUACUUGCUAACGAAGAGUUGAGGAUUGGGCUGGAGUCCCAGAACAACGCCAGACUAGGACUACAGAGUGACAAACCUGAAGAAGGUGUGAGAACUAGGAAGUCCGCUAGGUCCAUGCCACCUGAAGUAGAUCUGACUCAAGUGACUCCAGCUAUGUACUUGCUAGAUAGGAACAAAAAAGAGACCAGGAGUUCCAAAGCCGUCGAGGAAGAGGAAGCACCUGAGGUCAGCGAUGAGGCCAAACAAAGCCCCAACACCGUCAUGAAGCUCAAGCACCUCUGCGAGCUCGGCCUGAAGGCAAUCAACCCGGAGACAAUGGAAGAUGAGGGCCAAGAAGAGGAAGAAUACGAGAAUGAGGAAUUGGAAGAAGAUGAAGAUGAGAUCGACGACGACUCAGAAGUGAUCAGCAAGCUGCUAGAAGCAGACGACGAUGAUGACAGCGAUGAGGACUUCAGCUGCUCGGCUGAGGUGUCUCAAGCCAAGCGCCCCAGGCGGUCCACGAGGCUCUGCUCGUCGUAUGGGGAGUCAGAACUUGCGCCCUUCACUGUGGAUGAUGAUCAGAAAGAAGAAUACAACUACCGCCCGUCGCGUAAGAGAUCGCGCAGAAACGAGGAAGUGCCAGUGGAGGAACCAGAAGAAAGUAAAAGUAAUAGGGAUGUUCUCCCGCGUCGCGCCAAGAAUACCGACCCGUGGAAGCGGAGUGACUCCAAAACGCCCGACACCCAGUCCGUGGUCAACAUACCGGAUGACAAUGACGAGCCGGCCGGCGGCGACGAAGGCUCCGAGGCGGCGUGCCCUGAAGACGAGGCCAGUACGGCCGCCACGUGCUUCUGCGAGACGCCCAGCAACAUAUAUGCGGCGCCCGGGGAACUCACUGAGCCGGUGUUCUGCCAAGCGAUCGAGACAGUCGACGGCGUCCGCGUGGGCUGCUCGCACGCCGCCGCGCGCGAAGAUGGGACGCUCCGCCCUCUAUUACGCGCCGGGCCACGCGCGCCCUUCGUGCUGACAUGCACGUUACACGCGGCUCAGCUACGCGCGCAUAUGUGCUGCCCCAACUGCGGACUGUUUUGCACUCAGGGCACGUUCUACCAAUGCUCCCUGGGCCACCUAUUCCACUUAGAGUGUGGGUUGCCUCACUCCCGCUGGAAUCGCUGGUCGAGCGACGCGAAGGCUCGCCCGGGCUGCCCGCACUGCGGCGUGGGCGCGCGGCGCUGGACGCCUCGGAACAGCGCCUGCCGCCGCGUGGCGCUGCGGAUGGACUGCAGCAACAAGCGCAUCUUCCUGCCUGACCAGCGCGAGCAGUGCACCCCCGCAUACCUCGGGUUCACCAGCCUAGCAAAGCCUCAGGAGGAACCGAUGCCCCUCAUCCCCGAAGGCUUGCUGCCCUCUCCGCCUAUAGACUUGAAGGCGCUAUGCGAGAGCAACGCGGCCAAGUGCGACCCGUCACGCUCGCCCGCGCAAAGUCUUUGUGACGCCAUACUGGCGGGAGAAUCUAUACAGCAGCUGUUGCCGAAGAUUGCCGCUGCUCGCUCGACAAUCAACGAGCAAAUAACAUCGUUGAUGGGCGGCAGCUGCGUGCACGCGGCGUGCAAGCGGGGUGACGUCGCCGCGCUGUACUUGCUGCAGUACGCCGGCGCGGACUUGUGUGCGGCCGACAACGCGCUGCGGACGCCGCUCGUACUCGCCGCGCAGUGUGAGUACCCGUACAAGUACAAGCGAGACGACGCGGCCGCGCUGUACUUGCUGCAGUACGCCGGCGCGGACUUGUGUGCGGCCGACAACGCGCUGCGGACGCCGCUCGUACUCGCCGCGCAGUGUGAGUACCCGUACAAGUACAAGCGAGACGACGCGGCCGCGCUGUACUUGCUGCAGUACGCCGGCGCGGACUUGUGUGCGGCCGACAACGCGCUGCGGACGCCGCUCGUACUCGCCGCGCAGUGUGAGUACCCGUACAAGUACAAGCGAGACGACGCGGCCGCGCUGUACUUGCUGCAGUACGCCGGCGCGGACUUGUGUGCGGCCGACAACGCGCUGCGGACGCCGCUCGUACUCGCCGCGCAGUGUGAGUACCCGUACAAGUACAAGCGAGACGACGCGGCCGCGCUGUACUUGCUGCAGUACGCCGGCGCGGACUUGUGUGCGGCCGACAACGCGCUGCGGACGCCGCUCGUACUCGCCGCGCAGUGUGAGUACCCGUACAAGUACAAGCGAGACGACGCGGCCGCGCUGUACUUGCUGCAGUACGCCGGCGCGGACUUGUGUGCGGCCGACAACGCGCUGCGGACGCCGCUCGUACUCGCCGCGCAGUGUGAGUACCCGUACAAGUACAAGCGAGACGACGCGGCCGCGCUGUACUUGCUGCAGUACGCCGGCGCGGACUUGUGUGCGGCCGACAACGCGCUGCGGACGCCGCUCGUACUCGCCGCGCAGUGUGAGUACCCGUACAAGUACAAGCGAGACGACGCGGCCGCGCUGUACUUGCUGCAGUACGCCGGCGCGGACUUGUGUGCGGCCGACAACGCGCUGCGGACGCCGCUCGUACUCGCCGCGCAGUGUGAGUACCCGUACAAGUACAAGCGAGACGACGCGGCCGCGCUGUACUUGCUGCAGUACGCCGGCGCGGACUUGUGUGCGGCCGACAACGCGCUGCGGACGCCGCUCGUACUCGCCGCGCAGUGUGAGUACCCGUACAAGUACAAGCGAGACGACGCGGCCGCGCUGUACUUGCUGCAGUACGCCGGCGCGGACUUGUGUGCGGCCGACAACGCGCUGCGGACGCCGCUCGUACUCGCCGCGCAGUGUGAGUACCCGUACAAGUACAAGCGAGACGACGCGGCCGCGCUGUACUUGCUGCAGUACGCCGGCGCGGACUUGUGUGCGGCCGACAACGCGCUGCGGACGCCGCUCGUACUCGCCGCGCAGUGUGAGUACCCGUACAAGUACAAGCGAGACGACGCGGCCGCGCUGUACUUGCUGCAGUACGCCGGCGCGGACUUGUGUGCGGCCGACAACGCGCUGCGGACGCCGCUCGUACUCGCCGCGCAGUGUGAGUACCCGUACAAGUACAAGCGAGACGACGCGGCCGCGCUGUACUUGCUGCAGUACGCCGGCGCGGACUUGUGUGCGGCCGACAACGCGCUGCGGACGCCGCUCGUACUCGCCGCGCAGUGUGAGUACCCGUACAAGUACAAGCGAGACGACGCGGCCGCGCUGUACUUGCUGCAGUACGCCGGCGCGGACUUGUGUGCGGCCGACAACGCGCUGCGGACGCCGCUCGUACUCGCCGCGCAGUGUGAGUACCCGUACAAGUACAAGCGAGACGACGCGGCCGCGCUGUACUUGCUGCAGUACGCCGGCGCGGACUUGUGUGCGGCCGACAACGCGCUGCGGACGCCGCUCGUACUCGCCGCGCAGUUGUUGGUAGAAAAAUCUGAAAAGAAGAGUCCAAUCAAGUCAAAGAAACUAAAAGAAAAGGAAAUUAAAGAAGACAGCAAAUCUAAAGAAGAAACUGACGAGGAUACCAAAGAAGGAAUAGAAGAACAGGAUGACAGCAUCGCGAGUAUAGAAGAAUGCAAAGUGGGAAAAGCUAGCAGAGAGGAUCUUAUGAAGUUCGUUCGGUACUUAGUCGCGGCUGGCUGUGACAUAAACAUACAGGGUCCUGAAGGCAUGACAGCUUUGCAUAUAGCAGCGCAAGGUGGUGACGUAGAGCUAUGUACAGCGUUGCUAGAGGCGGGAGAUGUGUCGGUAGACUCACGAGACUUGGGAGGGUGGACGCCGCUCGUGUGGGCGGCUGAGAACGACCACGUCGACGUCGUCAGAUUGCUACUAUCACGUGGCGCGGACGCCACGACACGUGAUUCCGAAGGCAACGGCUGCGUGCACUGGUGCGCGCUGGCCGGCCACGCGCGCUCGCUGCGACUGUUGCUCGCCGCCGCGCCGCAUGCUCACGCUGCGCCCAACGCGCACAAAGACACGCCUCUACACGUUGCCGCCCGUCAAGGACACUACUCUUGCGUCGUUAUCUUGUUGGCGAGGGGAGCACGGACGGACGUGGAGAACUCGGCGGGCGAGCUGCCGGUGGAAGUUUGCAGCGGCGCGUGCCAGAGCGUCGUCUCGCUCAACAUGCAAAUGUCGCUCGCGGCUAAAGGCCAGCUGCGCCGCGGCAAGCUGCUGGCCAGCGACCUGUCAAACGGCUGCGAGACGUACGCGCUACCGUGUGUUAACCAAGUGGACGAUACGCCCGCGCCGGAUGACUUCACCUACGUCACCGACCACGUCAUGCCCGAGCCGCUCAGCAUAGACAACACGAUACAGAGUAUGCAGGGUUGUGAAUGCAAGGACGGCGACUGCAGCGGCGGCGGCUGCGCGUGCUGCGUGCUGAGCGUGCGGCGCUGGAGCUCGGCGCUGGGCCGCCUGCCGCCCGCCUUCCCGCACCACGACCCGCCCAUGAUGUUCGAGUGCAACGCCACCUGCGCUUGCAAUAAGCGCAAAUGCGGCAACAUGGUAAUAUCGCGUUUACAACAACGCGGCUCGCUGUUCAUCCGCGCGGAAGUCUUCCGUACUGCCCGCGCGGGCUGGGGGCUGCGAGCCGUGUCGGCGGUGCCGCGCGGCUCUCCCGUGGCGCUGUACUGUGGCGAGUUACUGCCUCUAGCUAGAGCGGACGCGCGGCCUAAUGACCAGUAUCUGUUCGCGCUUGAUAUUAAGCCUGAUCUGCAGCAGGUAAUACUUUAUGCAAUGCGGCGACAAAGGGACCCUAUGCGUGGACGCAUGCAUAUGGGGUUCAGCGGCGCGCUUCAUGAACCACAGCUGUGCGCCCAACCUGGCCCCACUUCGCGUGUUCACGCGGGCACGCGACCUCGCCGCGCCCGUCGUCGCGCUCUACGCCAUGCGUUUGAUUACGGUGACAAGUUCUGGUCCGUCAAAUCGAAGUGGAUGAAAUGUGAAUGCGGUUCUCCAGAGUGCAGAUAUCCAGUAAAAUCCACGGAGGCCGACGCUUAA